AUGGACACACCAAUUCCGACGACGACGGCUAUUGCGCUAGACGGAAUCGAGGACUGGGAACUUUGCAACGACGAUGGCUUCGUGUAUAAGCGAAGAAAGCGAUAUGAUAUCUCCGGCGCCGGAGAGACUUCGAAACCGCCGGAUCCGGAGUUAGAUCCUGCGGUAGAGGAGAGGAAUCGAAGGAUGCGGAAGAAGAGAAUACUGUUGAAGCUGAAAAGAAAGUACCAGAGAGAGAUUGAGCAGUGGGAGAUUUUGUCCAACAGCUUGAAUGCUAUGCAAGAGAAAUCAGAUCGAUUUCAAACGCCGCAGCGAAAAGAGAACACAAAUCCUAACGAAACGGUGUCGUUUCCAGAAGAAGCUGCCUCGGAGCUACUUUUCAUGGCAGAAGCACAAGAAGCGAUAAUACAGGACAUAUCAAACUUGUGUCAAGUUGCUGAAAACAUUUGUAGAAUGGAAGAAGAAGAGAAGAAGCAGUCUUUCUUUGAUCUUGACAUAUGGAGCUCACCAACGGAUCUAAUGGCUUCGCUUUGUGCCUCUGAUUAA
Arabis nemorensis is the source of this 543-nucleotide messenger RNA. The record is from the annotation of a GenBank genome assembly. NCBI's taxonomy places the organism in Eukaryota, Viridiplantae, Streptophyta, Magnoliopsida, Brassicales, Brassicaceae.